CCCCGCUUUCACUUCUUUCUUCUUCUUCUUCUUCUUCUUCUUCUCCAUGCUAAGCAUCUCUCCUGUGCUUGGACAGCGGCUGCAUUGAUGCAAAAUGGGCUGUGGCAAUUCCUCAGUCACCAGCAACGCUGGAGGGGGGCCAGCAGAGGCCUCCAAAGACGUGACAGAAGAAUCCACUGUAGAUGAUGAGAAAAGAAGGAACUAUGGUGGGGUGUACGUGGGUUUACCAGCAGAACUGGCAACAGUGGCUGAGAGUCAGUCCAAGUCCACUCAUAAAGAUUAGAAGUCAGAGCAUGAAAAUGAACAAACACAGGAGCCUGAACAUUCUUUCACCUACAGAGACUCAAAUUAUAACCACGGAACUGCUGUGAUGACUCAUCGCAGUCCAGUGACUUGAGACUGUAAUGCUCUCACUGAGUGAGGACGUGAACUGAACCUGCCGGUCUUCUCUCAGAGACCUGGAAGGGUUCAUGGCUGCGAGCAUCUACCAUCACUGUCAAACUUCAUUUGAACAAAAAAAAAAAAAGAAAGAAAAAGAAAACUUUAGCCUGGCAGCUGUUGGACUUGACUGUAGCUCCUCAUUUACAGCCCUGAAUGUUGUCUAAGCCGCACAAAGGGUCGUGGACUAACUGUUUGAAUGCUUGAAACGUACGUGUGCUGUAGCUCCCCUUUUGCAAUAUUAACAAUAAGCCCUCCAUGGUUUCCCUAAAGCUUUAUUAAAUUUUCAUUGUUUCAUGGGAAGAGAUAAAACGAGAACCAAAAGUGAAAGAGAAAGAAGGAAAAAAACCCUGCACAUUAGUGGUACCCAGUCACAUAACAACAAUGUGUUACAUAGUUAGACCCUCUUAGCAUCCAAAUAGUACCACUGAGAAAAGUCAAAGAUGUUUUUACCUUAUUCCUAAUGGAGCAACUACCCAUUAAAAUUUAUGUAACGUCAGGGCUAAUGUUGAAAUCGACAAAGAUCAUUUCUGACUCUUUCUCUCUUGGAUCAAAUUUUCUUUCUCUCUCUCCCAGUGAACUGAAAGUGCUUUGAGGCAAUGGACGUAGCUCAUGUAAUUGUUCUCUGGAUAAACACAAGCAAUAUAAAUGUGCAUCUCACAAAACAAAUUGGAGCCCACUGUACACGUAACAGCAGAAAAUACAGAAAAACCUUCGUUCGUUCAUUUACAGCUACAGAAACCACAGACUGACAGCAGCUGAAGUCAUGUUUUAAAAUGUUUAAAGUUUUUUAUAAAAUAUACUCUUUAUAUUACAGUUAAUGUGAAUGUUGUCUCCACUUCAAGGCUGUUGCUCACCGCAGUGUGUACGUCUUCAGCUGCAAUGAUUUUUAUUAAAAACACGGUCUGCGCCGUGUAGAAAUGUUUGACCGUUUUUGUAACUUUACAAGUUCUUGUCAAACGAAGGUUGAAUGUUAGUGAAAAACAUAUGGGGUAAAAAAAAAAA
Cynoglossus semilaevis (tongue sole) is the source of this 1443-nucleotide messenger RNA. RefSeq names its product chromosome 25 C12orf75 homolog (gene c25h12orf75). The record is from RefSeq and is a predicted model, not a curated record. The coding region runs from base 95 to 283 and encodes 62 amino acids. NCBI's taxonomy places the organism in Eukaryota, Metazoa, Chordata, Actinopteri, Pleuronectiformes, Cynoglossidae. The transcript is spliced from 6 exons.